Saccostrea echinata is the source of this 1388-nucleotide messenger RNA. RefSeq lists its product as uncharacterized. Bases 456 to 1352 code for a protein of 298 amino acids. The record is from RefSeq and is a predicted model, not a curated record. NCBI's taxonomy places the organism in Eukaryota, Metazoa, Mollusca, Bivalvia, Ostreida, Ostreidae. The transcript has 2 exons.
GGGAGGUUUAAUCCUUGUGAGGAACUGAUCAUUGUAGAUAGGACUUCGUCAGCAGUGAUCCGCUACGUACCUCACUAUUGAGCGAUCACUCCAUACUCAUUGCUAUUUCAAAUUUUUCUAUUUAAGGAUUAUAAUAGAUCUAUUCAGUAGGUGUUCCUGCAUUGUUUGACAUAGUAGUCCAAUCAGCGGGUUUUCAGCGGUGUUAGAAGGGACAGAUAUCAUUGUAUUGGGGUACAGGAGUACGUGUCCCCCGUUCACACAUUGUACGGGGUUACACGGGGAUCAUUGGAUUUCUCCUAUGGAGGAACAAAAGAUGACUUUUACGUGUACCUUCACGAGUACUUAACGGACAAAUCCGCUCUCAUAGAGUUGUAUAUACAUAAAUAAACGCAGCGAUACACAAAAAAUACUGGAAAUGUGAAGUAUAGAAAGUUUUCAACAGGAAAAGUACAAUUAUGACCAUAGAUAAUCAGGAAAUCGCUAUUGUUCUGGCGCGGAAAAGGGAUGAAAAAGUUUUACAGAAGGAGUUAUCAACGAUUAAAAUAGAAAAACACAACUCCGUAGCCGACAUCAAACGAUGUCAGAAAGAAAUGAAAAAACGGCUGAAAAAGAUCCGAGAUAGGCAGAGAGAAAUACAAAGGUCAAGGACAAAGAUAGAGGAACCACAGGAAGACGCGGAUUUUGGCAUGCCUACCGUUCCGGUUUCUGUCAAAUCACAAGCCCGACCAAAAACCGGACCACCAUCUUCUUUGAGAAAUAAGGUGUCAAACUUUUUCAAACCGAAACUUGAGCUAAAUGACCCGCAGGUAGAAAUAGAUCCAUCCCUUGUGUCAGAUCAGACAAAAUCUAAAAUAGACUUGAGACCAGCAACGGCGCGUGCGCUGAUGGAAGAUAAGUCUCUUCUUGAUAGAUGUCGCUCUGCCGGCAGAUUAGGUACCAAAGCUUCAGAAUGUAGGUACUUCGAUCCAGACGAAAUCAACGACAGGAAUAAAUUUUACAACGGUCUUGUAAACAACUGGAAGCGCACUGAAAAAGAAAACUACAACAACAUUGAAAUGAAAGUAGGACAGUUCUUGGGACAAAAUAAUGAACUGCUGAAUCGCCGAGUAAUGCGAUCCAACUUUUUACGACAAACGGACGUUCCCGUGGUUCAGAGGAAGAAAACUUCCACUCUAGAGACUCAUUACUCUUCCUCGCCACAAGUAAGACCUGUAUCUUCCGGUAAUGACUUCCGGCCUUCAGAUAGAGUCUUCAAACACACUGCUCUUCCACAAAGGGUGUUGUCGGCAGCCAUUAGCAGUCGACAUCCAACAGAGAAUCGGUCUCGCGUGAGGCCGUUCUCUCAUAAAUGACGUGGUGUACUUUACUGCAGUCAAGUUGACUUUAUG